AUGGUGAAGCUCACAGCGCGACAGAGGAGCCAGCUGCCCACCUGUUACUAUGAGGGAUACCUGGAGAAGAGGUCGUUCAAAGACAAGACUUCUCGAAAACUGUGGACCUGCCUGUGUGGAAACACGCUGUUCUUCUUCAAUGAGAAGAAAAACGCUGAGUACAUCGAGAAAGUGGAUCUCAGUGAGCUGGUGUCAAUAAGCGAUGACAGAAGCCAGGAUUGUAACUUGGAUGCAGCCAGACUCAAUCUCAUUUUGAAACAUGAAAUUGUAAAAAUCACUGCCCCUAACGCAGAGGCUCGUGAGCUGUGGAAGGGCUUUAUCCACUCUGUGGCCGAGCUGUCGGUACCAGCCUCCCUCAACCUGCUCCCCGGACAGAUCCACAUGCUGAAAGAGGCCGUGGAAAAGGAGAAGACAAGAAUAAGUUGCAUCACUCCACUUGCUGUCACCAAAAACAGUGCUGAAGACAGCCUCCAAAAAGAGCCAGCAUGUUUCCACCGUGUGUCUCGUCUGGAUGCAGAGCUGCUGCUGGACAGAGAGGUCAAGAGAGGAAACCUGCUGCUGAGACCCGGGAGUGACGGAAGCUCCUACGCUGUCACCACCAGACAGGACCUUGAAGGCUCUGUGAUGAGACACUAUCGCGUGACUCCUAAACAGGACGAGGGCUUUAUCAUUGAUGUGGACAAUCCUGUGUCGUGUGCCACCCUUCACGAUGUCAUCAAUUAUUUAGUGGAAAAUACUGAUGGAGUUCUGAUUCCUCUCAUCAUUGAGGAUGCCUAUGAGAAGAACUUAUCUUUUAUUCGUAAAGAUCGGGAAAACGGAGAGAGGAGCGUUCAGCAGGCCCCGCUAAAUCUCACCCCGCCAAACCUCGUCCUCCCAAACCUCGACCCGCCAAGCUUACCCACCAAAAGAGACGCUCCAAGAAUACCGACCCCAGAACCGGCGCCUUCACCAAUUCACCGGAAUUUCUAUCUGAAUGACAUUCCGGAGGACAAAAUAGAGCCAGAGGACUUAUCGGCUGCUUCACUGCCACAACUGGACAUAAAAGCUCAAAAGAAAUCAAUGAUGCCUCCAGUUCCUGCUCCUCGUAAACUGCUGCCCUCUAACUCCACAAACAGGGAUCAGAGGAGAGGCCUCACAGAGCCUCGGGGACAGAUUCCUCAAGCAGCGAUAUCGGAGUUGAAACUCAAGUUUGGGCAGAUGGCCCUGUGUUGA
This is a messenger RNA of Anoplopoma fimbria (sablefish), 1212 nucleotides long. RefSeq names its product signal-transducing adaptor protein 1-like. The record is from RefSeq and is a predicted model, not a curated record. NCBI's taxonomy places the organism in Eukaryota, Metazoa, Chordata, Actinopteri, Perciformes, Anoplopomatidae. Gene Ontology annotation, molecular function: signaling adaptor activity. Bases 1 to 1212 code for a protein of 403 amino acids. The transcript is spliced from 13 exons.